Messenger RNA from Mugil cephalus (flathead mullet), 2986 nucleotides. RefSeq lists its product as uncharacterized. The record is from RefSeq and is a predicted model, not a curated record. The transcript has 3 exons. Lineage: Eukaryota; Metazoa; Chordata; Actinopteri; Mugiliformes; Mugilidae. The coding region runs from base 347 to 1027 and encodes 226 amino acids.
CUGGGGUCCUGAGCCAAACUGUGUUAUGUAAGGGAUACACUGUUUCUCAUCCUGAUGUGGAGUUACUCGAAAGUUUACAGACUGCGAGUCUGACUAAAGUCUGCUCUGUAGACGCGUAAUUUGAUUUAAGCAGUGCGUCUGCGAACAUUUUGAAGAGGACUGGCCUUGAGGACUGACUUUUUGCCAAAGAGCCGUCAUCCGAUCGUAAACCUAAUUGAAAACUGACCUUAAACACUGCCAAGGAUCAAGACUUUGUUGGUUAAUAUUCAACUCUGGAAGCCUGAUGUGCCUGAAGGGGACUUUGGAAAUGGGACUUUAGGUUUUCAGAGCAGCCGGACGCACGGACAUGGGGACAGGUACAAGCCGAGGGAAGAAAGUCGCACCUGCGUGUCUCAACGAGGUGAAUGAGUCCAAAACAGGGACCGGUGUCACCUCACCCAAGCAGGACAGCAGUUCAUUCAAGCCUCACAAAAUCCACACAGUUUUGCGCAACGCGCGUAACCGCGCGCAACCGGACUGCCACAGCGAAGGACACGACUCAGACUUCUCUGGAGAGGACGAUGAUAUUGAUGCUGAACUGGACACGGUUCUGGCAGAUUAUGAUGACCGAGAGAGAUCCUCCGUGAAGAAAAAUCCUCCGAGGAAGACUUUCAUCAGGUCCAAAACAUACGGUCUCUGUCAUUUCAGCCAGGAGGACGCUGAGGACGACCUCAGAUCUGUUCCUCGGCUAACAGCGUCAGGAAGAGCAGAGGAGACACGUGUCUCACACGGUGUGACAAGAGAUGUAAACAAGAGGAGUCAGUCUGCCUUCACACACUUUAAAAAACACACACCUGCCUGCCCCAGUCAGCACAAUUUCUCCUCGCAGGGCCUUCUGAGAAGAGAGGCUUUGUUGGAAGCUGUCCCCACAUCAGAUAAACAAUCGGCCAUUGGCAGCAGCCAGAGCUCCCCUGUCACCAUGCCAGUCAUCCUGUACGAUGGAUCAGAGGAGGAGCUGAUGGACACCAUUGAGAGAGACUUUAGUUGACCACCAGCUGAGAAUACUGCAGCAAAGCUGCUGCCCUUUCAAGCUGUGUUCAUGUGAUACCGUUUGCAGAAGACAUUUUAGAAAGAAAGGAGCCAGGGUUUGAAUUGACAAAUUUCCUGAGUCAAGGGAAGGAUGUGCGUUUGUUUUUUUUUUUGUGCAGGGUCGUCCAGAUAAAGUUAAACUUGAGAAGCAACUCGAGUCACUCCCAGCCAUUGCAUUUAGACAAGUCUUAUUUAACAUCAUGAGGCAGUGUAAUUGCAGAAUUGUAAAACACAGCUUGAACUCAUGCCAGGAGGAUCUCCUCACGCCGAACCCAGGCUGCUAACCUGACUCAGGCAGCGGUAGGGUGUCACUGUCAUCCUUUCAGUCCUGGCGGACCCCCGCUGAGCACGCACCUACUUAUUUGUUACCCAUUACUUACAUCGUUUUAACUUGUCUGUUAAUCUGUAAACGGCAGAACACAGAUGGAUAGCAGCAUUUCAGCACAGGAGGUACAUGCCGCAUGGGAAGACGGACACCUUCCCACCUCUGUGUGUUCAGUACAUUACACUGGGCUGAAGGUUUUCAUACGUGGCAACCUUGAAAAGACGCAGGGAAUGUUUAUUCAAGGUUUCCUUCCUGACCACAGCUCUGGCACUUCUCCACCCAUGUGAAGGAGGAAUGCGCAGCGCCAGAGAGACUUUUUGUGAGGCUAUGUUUGACCCAGCUGCGUUAAACAUAAAAGCCUGCUGCCACUUAGUGGUGGCACACAGCACUUGUACGCACGAGCACAAGCCGCAACGUUUAAGUUGUCAUUUGAGCACGUGUGAACAAACCGUCAGCGAUGGAUAGAAGGUUUGCGUUUUGUAAGGCAAAUAAAACAUAUUUUCACGAGUUCUUCACUCAUUUAAUUGUUGCAUUCAUCACAGGGACAAGUGUAGAGUUUUCGACAGACUGUACAAAAUAAAAUGUGCGACUGAUAAACAAUAAAAUAUGACACGUUUUUUUUACAAACAUCUUGCAUAAUAUAUUUAAAAAAUAAAAGAGUCCGGAGCCCAGUGUGCUGAGUGCGAUGUUCACACUGAUAGGAGUACAGUACUUUGACAGCUUUUAAAAAUGUGUCUAUGGCAUUGUUAAUAUUAGCAUUUGAGAUGCUCUUUAACUAACAGUCUGCUUCUUUGAAGGCCUGUAGAAAGAAACCCUCCUCUGUACCGCCUUCAGCAGCUUGGAAGGCAGCAGAGGAAGCUGAUUUCUGAGCAUCUCGUAGUUCCUCACAUUCUUGGCAAUGUAAUCCUCGCAAAUCCUGGUGGGGAGACAAAAAAAGUCAUUCAUUUUAAAUACAUUUGAUCAGCAGAUAUUUUAACGUGUCAGAGCAGAAUGAGUACAGGUGAAACUAAUAUUAAUAUCUGCAGCUCUGGAAAUGACAGUACAUGUUAUGCAGCCAUCAUUGCUUAAAGGUCCAGUGUUAAUGAAAUCAUAGUGUUCACAUUGUUCUUAUUUUUUUUUUCUUCCAUGAAGUCCACCAUGAGGCCUUGCCUGGUGUCUUUUGUCUGCAUGCUUCUCCCCUGAUUGGGUUCACUGUGUCUCAUUAACCCCUCGGCCCAUGUGUGUGUAUAUAUAGCCCUGCCUCUCUCUUCAUUCUCUGUGAAGUUGUCUGUUCUGUGAUGUUAUCCUGUUCGUCUCACUGUUCAGUUCCUAGUAGUUCCCAAGUUAUUGUUUUGGCCUUACCUGUUUUUCCAGCUUCUUUGGUUCACAAAUAUGUGGUCUGACCCCAACACCUUCAAAUCCCUUUUAAAAAAAUCACCUCUUUAAGAUUGCUUUUAACGUUUAGCCACUUCACAAUGUUCAAUUUUACUGUUCUCUUACUUCAUUCAUUGUUUAUUUAAUGUGUUCUGUUUUGUGACUUUGAGUUUUGAAAGGCGCUAUACAAAUAAAAUGUAUUUUUAUUAUUAUUUUCAUUAAAAUAAUUUUGGCUUCAUA